Molecule: messenger RNA, 452 nt
Organism: Salpingoeca rosetta
Lineage: Eukaryota; Choanoflagellata; Craspedida; Salpingoecidae
Exons: 1
Coding region: 86-400 (104 amino acids)
Source: RefSeq, a predicted model, not a curated record
GUUUGUGUGUGUGUGUGUGUGUGUUUGGAUUCAUCCAUCUCUCCUUUUCGCACAGGUUUGAGCAACUGUGUUGCCGCUUGAGUGAAUGUCAUGUGUUCAUGUUUGUGCGUUUAUGGCUACGUGUUGGUGUUGGUGUGAGAGGUUGUGCAUACAUACGUUUGCUGUUGCAGUUUGUGUUACGUGUGCUUCUUAUUGUUGUUGUCACUUGCUACUCUGUUGGCGUGACCUUAGCUGCCCGAUACUAGACGCACUUUAUCUCCAGCAGUGCACGCACUCUUGUACAUACACAUACCCAUGUGCACUGUCUGUUGUUCAUUUUCCAUCUCCCCUUCCCCCCUUCCCCCCGUUCCCCCCUCAAGACCUGCGCUGCUGUGUGAUUGAUUGCUUGGCUCAAAACUAGAACGAGCCAGCUGUUACCUCUCCCUUCAAUACACAGAACAAACAACAGAGAA